AUGAUAGACGACGAAGCGAAUGAUGACGGUCCAUUUCCGGGCGAUUUAAACACUAAAUUCGCGCUUCGUCUACGCGGUCGAAAGGGAGCUUUGAAAAAAAAAAAUGUUUAUAAUGUAAAGGAUCACAAAUUUAUACCAAGAUUUUUUAAACAACCAACAUUUUGCAGUCACUGCAAAGAUUUUAUUUGGUGA
This is a messenger RNA of Pediculus humanus corporis (human body louse), 192 nucleotides long. RefSeq lists its product as uncharacterized. The record is from RefSeq and is a predicted model, not a curated record. Lineage: Eukaryota; Metazoa; Arthropoda; Insecta; Psocodea; Pediculidae. The transcript has a single exon. Bases 1 to 192 code for a protein of 63 amino acids.